Hypanus sabinus (Atlantic stingray) is the source of this 4964-nucleotide messenger RNA. RefSeq names its product UEV and lactate/malate dehyrogenase domains (gene uevld). Gene Ontology annotation, molecular function: oxidoreductase activity, acting on the CH-OH group of donors, NAD or NADP as acceptor. Lineage: Eukaryota; Metazoa; Chordata; Chondrichthyes; Myliobatiformes; Dasyatidae. The transcript is spliced from 12 exons. Gene Ontology annotation, biological process: carboxylic acid metabolic process; protein modification process; protein transport. The record is from RefSeq and is a predicted model, not a curated record. Bases 111 to 1556 code for a protein of 481 amino acids.
CCUGCCAGUCCGGCCCACGGCUCGUUUUCUCCGUUGACCUAAUCGUCAUGAAAAGCGGGAGCCGGAAGUGGCAGGAGCAAUAGAAAACAGUUUGGAAUCUUGUUAAGGUCAUGGAGUUUAAUGAAGAGACACUGAAGAGCCAGUUAGGCAAGUAUAAAUUCCGGGAUCUGACUAUCAAGGAACUGAAACAUAUGCACCAAAAAUUCCCUGAUCUUAAAUCAUCACUGGACACAUACACUUUCACUGAUGGAUCCCAGAAAGAUUUGUUGAACAUAAUUGGAACCAUCCCUAUCCGAUAUCAAGGAUCUUCCUACAAUAUUCCCAUUCGAAUAUGGAUUCUUGACUCUUAUCCAUUUGGUCCGCCUUUGUGUUUCCUGAGACCAACAUCAAAGAUGGUUAUACGUGUGGGAAAGCACGUGGACAUGCAAGGACGUAUCUAUUUACCAUACCUGCAGCACUGGAGUCACCCCAAGACGAAUAUCAUUGGUUUGCUUAAUGAAAUGAUCGCUAAGUUUGAGGAAGUAACGCCGUUGUACAUGAAGUCCUCUGCUGAAGGACUGUCUUUGACAGAAGUCAACACCAUUAUUUCCAGUAUUUCUUCAGAUCUUUCUGAUGUCAGCCCUCAGCCAAAAAUGCAAGCUGCUGACUGGCACUCCAGCAAAGUUACAGUACUUGGAGGUGGUGAUUUGGGAAUGGCGUGCACCAUGAGCAUUCUAGCAAAGCAUAUUGUGGAAAAAUUAGUAUUUAUUCCUACCACAGAAAGCACAGUGAAGAGUGGAACAUUGGACAUGGAAAUCUUUCAUCUGCCUAAAGUUGAAAUCAGCAAAGAUUACUCAAAUUCAGCAGGCUCUGACAUAGUGAUAAUCACUGCUAACACCUGGGGUGGUGAGGACUCGUACCUGGAAGCAUUGCAAAGCAACGUGGAUUUGUUCAGGAGUAUAAUUCCAAACAUUGUACAACACAGUCCCAACUGUAUUCUCAUUAUUGCCUCCCAGCCAGUUGAUGUGAUGACGUAUGUGAGCUGGAGGCUGAGUGGGUUUUCUUCGCACCGCGUGAUCGGGACUGGCUGUAACCUGGAUACUCGACGGUUCCAGUUCAUCCUGGGCAAAUCUUUGAAAAUGCCACCAGCUGGAAUGGAGGCCUGGAUUAUCGGAGAGCACGGGGACAAUGAAGUGUCCGUGUGGAAGGGCUCGGAAAGGGAUGAUGGGCAGCAUAUCAGUCCAGCUGUACUUACAGACCAUGACAAAUACAAGCAGCUGGAAAACAGGGCUUUUAAGGGAUCAAAAGAUAAAAGUAACAGAUCCUGGUCUGUUGGAUUGUCAGUGGCUGAUUUAAGUGAGACUAUCUUGAGAAAUCAGGAGCGUUCACAUUCCAUCUCCACGCUGGUGAAGGGCUGGUAUGGAAUCAGUGGGGAAGUAUUUCUCAGCCUGCCAUGUACACUAACCAGGGCUGGAGUGGUCAAUGUAACUGCACCAGAUCUAUUGGAGGAAGAUCAAGAGAAGUUACAGAACAGUGCGGCAACCCUCCAAAACUUUCUUCAACAACUAAAGAUUUGAACUGCUGUUUACACAAAUGUAAAUAACUAACGGCAAAGAAAUUGCAUCUUCUUCCAGUGUUUCCAGGAAGCAUCCACUCUGUGACUGGAAACUUACCCACAGCCAAAUGCACUUUAUAUAAUCAUUGCCACGUAGCCUUGCUAAGCUCUAGAGUCAUGGUUUGGCUCUGUUAUCAGCAUUUUCUGGUUGGAUAUAGGCUAAACAGUCCCAGAAAAUGAAACCCUUCCAAAGUCUUGGCCAACAUUCCUUAACUGAACAUCAAGGAGCAUCAAUUAACUUUAACUUAGACUCCAACUCACUUUCUUCAUGGGAACUUUGCAAGUUGAAAAUGCCCACCACAUGUGUCUACAUGUCAGCAAACAGCUCUCAAAGUUACUUUAUUGCUUUUAUUGUAAAGAUAAUAUAUAAACUAAUUCACCUCCAUGCCCCCACCCUCAAUCCUCUGACUCAAACGCACAACUUUGUGCCUGUGAUGCUGCUAGAUCAUGUUUGCCCUGUAUGUAUCCGCCUAGCUGAGCAGUAUGCGGGUAAUGCCUCAGUCUAGUGGCAUUUCAAACAAACAUUCAUCCUGGGCAACAACUGAAACACUAAGCUGAGUCUGGAACUGGGGGGGGAUGGCAAACUCUGUAAACCCAAUUUGAAACACAUGCUGCUGCAGAAGUAUUGUGAAGUGAAGAUGAUGUAUGUUCAACCUUUGCUGUUUUAUACCUUCUGGUUUCACCAACAGAUUUUAAUAUUUUGCCCUUAUUAAAAUCAUCCAAAACUAGUACUCUUCACACUUCUUCCACCACUGACAUACCCUUCCCAAUUUCAUAACAGUAGUGUUUACUGAACUCACCUAUCUGUACCUGUCAUGCACACAAUCCUUAACAAGAAAAGGACAUCUACCUUCUUUCCAUACAAUGACAGUGCUGGGGUGCAUGCUGAGUAGUUUUGCUGUACUCUCCCUCCACUGCUUCUUCUUACCUAUCUUCAGACUCUCAUUCAAUGUACUUUCUAAUUUGGACUUACUUUAGGCCUCCUCAUUGUCCCAGGACUGAAUCUCUAGUUAUCUCAUUAUUGUCUUUCUUACAUAUUCUAUAGACUAUACAAAACCUGUCCCUUUAACUCAUUCUUGGGCAGGCGCUUGGGAUUGAUGGCGAUUGCUUCUAUAUCAGUAUUGUGGGUUCUAAAGAACUGCGGAUGUGUUGUGAGGUGCCGUAUGGGGCAAGCAGGUGGGUAGUUUGGGAGGUGAUAAGCUCCAGCUGCUUAUGCAGGAGCCUCUGUGGGCUUCAAAUGCAUGGUACUGAGAUUCUCAAUAUCCUUCCCAGUUCUCUUUCACCACCUCGGACAGUGGUGGGUCAGAAUGUCCCAGGAAUUGUAUUUCAAGCAACUUUUGAGCAUGUUGCACGUUGUCAAAUCUUUGUCUCUGUCUACCGAGAAUCUGCAUGGGAAAUUCCAAAGGUUUACCUUCCCAAGUGAAGACAUUUCUCCUGAUUUCAUUUCUAAGUAACCUACCCUUUAUUCUCAAACUGCACCUUCUGUUCUGAACUCCUUAAGCAGGGAACUCUUCUCUCUGCAUUUAAUCUAUCAUGCACUUUAAAAAUAUUGUCAGUUUCUUGUUCUUCUAAUGGCUGAGGAAUGCAGUCCCAGUAUAAUCUCUCUGUAUAUGGCACACUUGCCAUUCCUGGAAUUUUCACUGAAUUCAUUCCAUGACAAAUUCAUCUUAUAAGUAACAAAAACAAGGUGUGCACGGCAUUCGAAGUACAGUCUCACCAAAGCGCUAUACAGAUGUAUAAUUAGACUGCCUUACUUCUGUAGUCAAACUCUUUCAAAAGAGAAGUCAAUAUACCAUUUACCUUCCUUUAUGCUCGAUAUCCCUACAGGUUGGCCUUAAGCGACAUACAUACAGAGAUUUGAAACGAUAGGAACGAUGUAAGCAUAUUGUUGGAAGAUGGACAAGCAACAAACUGUACCUAAAUAGAAAUGGCUGACGUGAUUAGGCAGCCUAUUCUGUUAAGCCUUUUGUCCCAGUAUGAUCAGACAGGUAUCAAAUUGAUUGGGCAAAAUACCUAAAGCACUAAAUCUGCAAAAUAUAACAAAUAACCAUCAUGCAGGUCAAUCCAAUGUAAUUGUCAAUGUCUCAAACUCAUUUCUGGAAUGGACUCCAAUGUUCUUUAUAUUACUGAAGAGAUAAUAAAUGAGAGCUAAUGUGGCAAUGUCAGAAUUGUUUUAAAUUUCAGGCUUUUGUGCCCUGCAAGACCAUACAGCAUCAACUAGAUCGCACUGAAAUAAAAAGAUAGUUUAUGUUGGUAAUUACCAAAAUUUCCUUUGUCCUCUCUCUCCAGCUCAAAUACUAAUAUCAGAACUGAUGAGAUUUUGGUAAAUGUCAAAACCAAUAAUAACACCAGAGUUUUAAGGAUAGAUAUACAGAAGGAAAAAAUAAAACUUAAAACAAAUAUAGAUAAUUAAAGAACAAAAAUGUUGAAUACACUACUUGCUGCACGUGGUGGUGGUAGAAUUGGUUGAAAGAGGGCCGUGGCGUGAACACUUCUAUCUUGGCCCCAUUGCUAGAGGAACCCUCUACUGUUGUAGAUCUUGCCGAAUUCAACAACAGGGCGCAAAAAUGUGUCCAGUUCUGGCUGGGCCAUGUAUUGACUGUCUGUGGACAGAAUAAGAAGAUUAAAGAACAAAUUACCAAAAGAAAAAAGACAUAAAAUGACAUUUGAAAAUAAUUGAUGACUGUACUGGAAUGAGUUUAAAUGAAUCAUAUAUCCUUUCCAGGACAGAGAUUAAUUGGCAUUAAUGAUGAUUAUUGUUAGGAAUGUACUUGUGCCAUAAUCAGAACUUCUGCGCUGAGGGUAAUGGGCAACUAUUGUGAAAAUUUCUCAAGCUGGAGAAGUGCUUGGAAGGGGAGGAUACGGUUGUCAUAGUCCAUUUAGGUAUCGGUGCUCUAGUUAGGACAAGGAAGAAGGUUCUGCUGAGGGAAUUUGAUUAGGUGCAGACAAAAUUGAAAAGCAGAAACUUAUAUAAUCAGCCAAAGACAAAUUUAAUUGGAUCCAACAGAUAACUGCGUGGCUCAGUGAUUGGUGUGGAAGGGUUUGUGGGGUCCUGAUAUUGCCACUGAGAGGAGAGAGAGCUUUUGGGAUGGGUGGGUGUGGGAGACAGAGAAAUGGAGAAUGCUAAACAGAAACAAGGAAGGAGUAUAUGAAGAACACGUGGGGUAAUAUAAAAUUGUUUCUGAGAGAACACAAAUUACUCAAGAGUGCACUAACAAACAGGUUCCAGGUAAGAAAAAUUGUAAUAAGAGAAAUAAGAGCAUGGAACAAAAAUUGCCAAGAUAUCUAAAAAUGUUUAAAAAUAUACCUAUAAAGAUGUUGUAUCUAAAUAUGUGAAGUAUUCAUAAUAAAGUGGGCAAUUAUUUAGUAA